ACCUACACAUCUUUUCACACGAAAGCUGUUCACAGGCUAUUCAUUUCAACUUCCGACCGCUUCUUAAAUCAAGGUUGCAUUCCCUUUCUCUGUAUUCAUCCUUCACCCACAACCGCAGUCUCUCUCUCGUCCGCCAUGAGCGCGUCCCCGUUGGCCGUAAGCAUCAAGCACCCAACCAGCGACGAGGAAGACCUCGCCCCCAUGCCCAUCCGCCGCCACCGCCGGCGGUGCCUAAUCUACGGUGGCUCCUGCGCGGCUGUCCUCGUCAUCCUCACCGUCGUCAUCGGCGCCGUCGCCCUCACCGUAUUUAAGGUCAAGGAGCCCAUCAUGACCAUGAACAGCGUCACCGUCCAGCGGCUGGCCAUCGCCUCCGGCACGCCCUCCUCCACCGCCCAGCCCUUCGCCAUCAACAUGACAGUCGUCGCGGACGUGUCGGUGAAGAACCCCAACGCCGCCAGCGUCCGCUUCGGCGCCAGCACCACGACCCUCUACUACCGCGCCCGCGAGAUGGGCGUCGCCCGCGGGCCCCCCGGCACCGCUCGGGCGCACCGCACCUUCCGCCUGAACGUGACGGUGGACGUCAUGGCCGACAGGAUCUUCGGCGACGCCAACCUGUUCGACGACCUGGCGGGGGGGAGCAUCGCGGUGACCACGUCGACCACGGUGGGCGGCCGGGUGCAGGUCCUCGGGCUGUUCAAGCAUCACGUGGACGUGACGAUGAACUGCAGCAUCACCAUGGCCGUGGCCAAUCAGUCCAUCGUGGAUCAAAACUGCGCGCACAAGGUUCGGCCGUGAAGACGACGACGACGAUGGUACCUUCUUCCCUUCUCCGCGUUCUUGUUCGCGUCGAGAUGCAGGCCGCCGGUGAAUAUGACCACAAUGGUUAGGUCCGUGUCAACGUUGACAGGCAGGGAGUGGGUUGACGAUAAAGCCAUGUGAAGACAUUAAUGAGACGAGUCGGACAUCAUUCGUCAACGGCUGAGUCGGGAACGUGAUCCCAUCUCUGUUCCACAUGAUAACACGUUAAUGUGAUAGAUGAUGAGAGGAUCAUUGGGUACAGGAGAACAACUACAUUACUGCAGUUUAAAUCCAAGCUCGUCUUUCGACGUCUUGUUGCUUUCUUCUGUCAAAAAGCUCGAAAAGGUGGCGGAUUUCCAGGGUAAGCGAACUGAAAAGCCUACAAGCAUGCAGAGGAGACAGAUGAUGGGAUGCACCGCACAUUCCUUGCUCCACCAUGUCGCAAAGAGA
Messenger RNA from Musa acuminata AAA Group (dessert banana), 1248 nucleotides. RefSeq lists its product as uncharacterized. Lineage: Eukaryota; Viridiplantae; Streptophyta; Magnoliopsida; Zingiberales; Musaceae. The transcript has a single exon. The coding region runs from base 136 to 795 and encodes 219 amino acids. The record is from RefSeq and is a predicted model, not a curated record.